This is a messenger RNA of Salvia splendens (bonfire salvia), 808 nucleotides long. RefSeq lists its product as uncharacterized. Bases 121 to 588 code for a protein of 155 amino acids. NCBI's taxonomy places the organism in Eukaryota, Viridiplantae, Streptophyta, Magnoliopsida, Lamiales, Lamiaceae. The transcript is spliced from 2 exons. The record is from RefSeq and is a predicted model, not a curated record.
CUUUUUACCCCACACACUUAAACGUACAUUCAUAUUCAGGCUCUCUUUCUCUCUCUACGUGCUCCCUCCACACACGAAAAAUUCACAUUUUCUCUCUCUUAGGGUUUUAACACUUUCAGAAUGGCGCAAGAGACACAUGCAGUUUCAUCUCCGGUGGUGUUCACGGCGGUGAAGUCGUGGCUGGUGGUGGAGGGUCCGAAGGCGAACGAAGCCGUGCAGUUCUACAAGGCGGCGUUUGGAGCUGAGGAGUUGAGCCGAGUGAACGAUCCGAAGAGGAAGGCGGAGCAGGAGCUGCCUCUCAUUCGCUCUGCUGAGCUGAAGAUUGGAUCCUCUAUUUUCGUUGUUUCAGACCUCUCCGACGACUCUCCAGUGAAAUCUGCUGUGAGCGGUGUUUUCUGCCUGGAGACCGAAGCAGUUGAAGCUGCCAUCGCGCAGGCGGUUGGCGCCGGCGCCGUUUCCGACGACGAAGUGGUGGAAGGUGAAGGCGCGUGCUGCGGUGGACGCGCGGGCAAGGUGAAGGACCCAUACGGCAACGUUUGGCUAAUCUGCUCUCCUGCUAACAAGUGCGGCGGCGGCGUGGCUGCUUAGCUGAUCUGAGCCAUCUACCGAGUUAGGCAGCUCUUUAACUCUUCUAUCUUGGUUCCUACUUCACUCAGUACUGUCACUCGAAGCUUUCAACAACUAAUCAAAACCUUAUGCUAUAAUAUUACUUCUAAUUAUUGGUAGUUUCUGUAUUCAACUGCUUUUUUUUGACAGGUUACUGCUGUGGUUUUUACUUUUCCAAUUAUUGAGGAUUGACAAUACUCCA